CUACAUUUGUUUACACUCCAAACUUCAAAGCCAAUCUGCGAAUCCGCGUCCUGCAGUGGGAAAACCAAAAUACAGCACCGGCAGCUGCAUUUGCCUGUAGAAUCUUCCAAUUUCAUUCAAAUAGUUCAAUUCAACGCUCAAAAUGGCUGAAGAAGAACAGAUGCCGAUCAUCCCCGUGAAGGAGCCAUUGGACCUCAUCCGGCUGAGUUUGGAUGAAAAGAUUUACGUGAAGAUGCGCUACGAACGUGAAUUGCGUGGUCGAUUGCAUGCGUUCGAUCAACAUCUCAACAUGGUACUGGGCGAUGCCGAAGAAACAGUGACCACGGUAGAAAUCGAUGAAGAAACGUACGAGGAGGUGUACAAAACGACCAAACGCACCAUUCCGAUGUUGUUUGUGCGCGGCGACGGCGUUAUACUGGUUUCACCUCCGAUGCGUGUUGGUAGCUAAACAUUUCCACGUAAGACCACCUGGAUCCUUUCUGGUAAAGAUUGAAAUGAAAACAUUCUCAUACAACAUUAAGUGAAAA
Anopheles stephensi (Asian malaria mosquito) is the source of this 527-nucleotide messenger RNA. RefSeq names its product U6 snRNA-associated Sm-like protein LSm3 (gene LSm3). Gene Ontology annotation, biological process: mRNA splicing, via spliceosome; P-body assembly. Bases 143 to 448 code for a protein of 101 amino acids. NCBI's taxonomy places the organism in Eukaryota, Metazoa, Arthropoda, Insecta, Diptera, Culicidae. Gene Ontology annotation, molecular function: RNA binding. The record is from RefSeq and is a predicted model, not a curated record. Gene Ontology annotation, cellular component: U4/U6 x U5 tri-snRNP complex; Lsm1-7-Pat1 complex; precatalytic spliceosome. The transcript is spliced from 3 exons.